ACAAAACGAGCAUUGAGUUUGAAAAUUUAUUGCAGUGCACAUAACAGCAUCAUGUUGCCUGGAGCAAACAAGCACAGUGUUAACAACAGUCAACAGACCAGACAACACAAUCCCAUCCUCUGUUCCAUUCAGCUGCUGAAGAGCCCACACAGCUCUUCCCCUGCUUUCUCCGCUAGCUCAGUUGAAUUGGAGCAGUCUGUACCAUCAUUUGGUCCUUCCAAUCCACAAACGCAUUUUAGAUGACUUAAACCUGUCAGGGUUUAUUAUGUUGUCAUUUUGGCUGCUGCAUAUUCCUUGGUUUCACUUGUAAGGAUAUUAAGGAAAACUUGGAAUCUGGGAAAGAUGGCUGCAUUGUUCUGGGACUGGGAUUACGCUACAACUCCUCCACAGACACCAGCUCUACACUUCAGUUCUGAGUUCAGGCGUACAAGCCCUGUAAGAUUCUAUAAUCGUUCACACUGUAGUUCACCCAUUCAAGAAAGCUUAGACUGGCCUUCAAGUGAGCAAGUGGAGUUCACAAGACUAAACCCCUCUAGAACCAAAGACAAUACAGAAGGAGAAUGGCAUAUGGUAACAGCCACUCGCUCAUUGCUUGGCAGCGAACGAAGAGGCCAGAGGGAGGGUUUGCAGGACCAGCGGAGGGUGUCUUACAACAGCUUGCCAAGAGCGCAUUUUCUCCAGCCAAAUAGAGAAUCAAGUGCUUUUUCACCCUAUGCUAAUGACUUCUGCUUGAAUGGUAAAGAUGCCAAGAACAUUGCUGAGUCCCCCAGGAACAGUCGUAAGCUGCACCCGCUGACACAGCCGGGCUUCUACAGUCCAAAAAUCCCACGGUCAAAACACUGUGAAGCUGCACAGUCCACAAAAAGUCUUUAAAAGGAUCUUCUUCUACAAACAACCUGAAGGAGUUCUUUGCUCUCACGUUGCCUCUUCCUUGCUCCAAAACUGCUGUUCUCAAACCCAGCCCUUUGUCUUCUAAACCACAAAAGGUAAAAACCUUUGUGGUGGAGAAGCCUCCUUUGAUGAGAGCUGUGGUUUCUCAAACUUCACUGACCUCUAAUCAACCUGACAAGGAGCACUUCAGCCAACUCCAGCCAAGAGAAGACCAUCUCAUCAAGAACCAGGACUGUGGUUUGUUCAGUCUGCAGGAACCCAAUAGGAAACCUCCCAGAAAUGACCAGCCUUUAUUCACUGAGGAUAUUACUACAAAGGAUCAUCUUUCUAUUAACACACUGCAUUUGUUUUCUGAACGCCAUUCUAGAGCAGACCAGCUUGCUACACUUUGUCCAAAACUGGAAAAGGCAAGUCAUGAGAGAUUUAGCUUGAGUGUUGACGCUGAUAUUAAACCAUCUCAGGGUGACCCUGACUGGUCACGUCAACUUCAAACCAGCCCAGCUAAACCUGACCGCAGCCCAAAACAAAAGAAGACACAGUACACACAACAAAGAGAAACCGGGGAUGCCCAAAACAUAGAGUACAACCAUGUAAAAAGUCAGGUGGAUGUGAACUCAAAGAAUGUGUUUGGUCAGCCUCGAGUGAUUGCAUCACUGCGAGCAGCAUGUUCCCCGCGGCCCGUUCGCAAGAGCACAGUGGUGGAGGACUUGAAAAAACUCAUUGUGAUGGAUGACACAGAGGACAGCGCUCAGGGUGAUUCAUUGUCACCUCAACAAAAAGAGGCGGGGCUUUGCAGCAGUUUGCAAAUGUCGGGUUCAUCCGCAAGUCCAUUGUUAUUUAGUCAAGCACACCGAUCAAACCCAGAGUCUCCCCGACUUACACCCAUCCAUCUCCACCUGCAAACACGUCAAACAGAAUGUGAAGGAAUGGCUGAGCAGGCUGAAUCUGACCUAUGGGACAGAGACCAACAUCCUGAUCCUGAACUCAUGCCCCUGCCAAACGUGGCCUGUGAUCUUGACUGGAAUAGUUUAGUUCAAGCGGCCCAAGAAUAUGAGACACAAAGGAUGGCAACCCUUUUGUCAGAAACAAGUCCUGUAUCAAGCAGGCCAGACACACCAUCCAAUGGAACCUACAAGAUCCACCAAUCCAGCGCCUAUUGCAGUGGAGAAGAUAUGGACAGUGACGUAUUCAUUGACUUUCCCGACCAACUCUCUCACCUGGAAGGGAUGCUUAGGCGACUGAGUAGUGAUCUGCUGAAGGAGAAGAGAGACAAGGUGGCUCUUCUUGCGGAGGUUUUGAAGCUUCGCAUUAGCAACCAGCAUCUGAGAGAAGAGUCCCUUUGUGCAGUUGCACAACUACACAAAAUCAGCAACAUUUUAAACACAACAUCUGGAGAGAUGGAGUAGUGCAGGGUUGUAAGCAAAACUACAAAUCUGGACUUUUUUGCUUUUUCUGCACUCAUUUGAAAGGUAAAAAUCUGCAGAAUGGAUUUAAACAUGUUAAGAUUUAUUAAGUUGAGCCAUUGGUGACUGAACGCUUAAUCAAACUAUCCAAAAUGUUUAAUAACAUUACAUUAUGUAAUGUAGAAACAAAUGUACAAGACAGUGUUCCAGUUCCUUUGAACUUUCUGCUGGCACAGGUCUCACAUAAGCUUAAAAACCCAAACAAACUGAACUCAGUCAAAGUUCAUUAACAGCACAGUACAAACCAGAACAACUUUCAUGAGGUUGAUAACUCUUUUGGGAAGCAUAUUACAGCUCCUCUAAGGGUUCUGAAUAAUUAGGGUAAGGCUAUAAAAAGCAAUUAAAUAGCUUAAUAUAAACAUUAUAAUAAAUAUAUAAAUAUAUAUAUACUGGAUGGAUACUUAUCAGCUGCCAUUUGUCAUAAAUAAGUAAUACAAUUCUGAAUGUUUUAUCUAACAAUGGAAAGUCACAAUGAAAAAUGCUGAAAACAGUAUACAUGUAAACAUGCUCUGUGAUGAUUAAAACCAACAGAGCAAUAAAAAUAUACUUAACACACAAUAAAUUAGUUCUUUUAAUAUCCCUGAGAUGCAAUUGUUUUAAAUCACAACAGUGAUUAACCCUAAUAAAACUGUAUCGAACUAUACUUGUUUAAACACCAGCUUGUUUUUCUUCGACCUUUCAAGCAUGUAUUCUCAGUGCAGUAGAUAAUUAGGUGUAAAGACCUUCAUUUGACAGCUGCAUACUUGUCUCUGUAGGCCAGUAACAUGUGCAGGGGACUAGGCAUAGAGCGUCCUGCCGUCAUUUCUGCCUCGUGUACUUGAGCGCGUACAUUGCGGUUCUGUUGGCAACUGUAGCUCCAGGCUUUCAAGCUAAAAAUGGAGAGGGGUUUAAAUGAAGUUGCAUUGCAACAGACAAGCCUGAAUGAAGUUUGGAGAAUUCACAGCCUACCAGUACAAACGCCUCUCCCUCUUCGGCAAGAUGUGCCAUAGUUUGGCUAACUCUUUGGUGACCGUAGUGGAGGGGAUGCCAGGAUAGGAUCUGUUUGGAAAUAAUAUCAACAGUCUGGAAUUAAUGGAUGAUAUGUUUAAAUAUAUUUAGAUGGGUUUAAAAAAUGGAUUUAGAAUUAAAGGAUUAGUUCCUUUCCAUAAUUUACUCACCACCAUGUCAUCUAAGAUGUUCAUGUCUGUCUUUCUUCAGUCGAAAAGAAGGUUUUUGAGGAAAACAUUCCAGGAUUUUUCUCCAUAUAGUGGACUUUAAUGGGGAUCAGCAGGUUGAAGGUCCAAAUUGCAGUUUA
Labeo rohita (rohu) is the source of this 3648-nucleotide messenger RNA. RefSeq names its product signal-induced proliferation-associated 1-like protein 3. The transcript has 12 exons. Bases 1020 to 2297 code for a protein of 425 amino acids. Lineage: Eukaryota; Metazoa; Chordata; Actinopteri; Cypriniformes; Cyprinidae. The record is from RefSeq and is a predicted model, not a curated record.